Colletotrichum abscissum is the source of this 6726-nucleotide messenger RNA. RefSeq names its product serine/threonine protein kinase. NCBI's taxonomy places the organism in Eukaryota, Fungi, Ascomycota, Sordariomycetes, Glomerellales, Glomerellaceae. Gene Ontology annotation, cellular component: membrane; cytosol; phagophore assembly site. Gene Ontology annotation, biological process: protein autophosphorylation; autophagosome assembly; peptidyl-serine phosphorylation. The transcript is spliced from 4 exons. Gene Ontology annotation, molecular function: protein binding; ATP binding; protein serine/threonine kinase activity. The coding region runs from base 1 to 6726 and encodes 2241 amino acids. The record is from RefSeq and is a predicted model, not a curated record.
AUGAGCUUGAUAUGGGACAUCCGCACUGUUCUUGCCUCUGAGGCACUUUCCACAGUCAAUCAAUCCGAUCCCGAAUCAGCGACGACAACCAGAACAACAGCCGAGCUCGAGCCGAUAGAUGUGUGGAAUUACUUGGUCAGUCUAAGUGAAGAUGAGACAACCAAAAACUCAGAAUCAUCGGACGACCACGUCAAACUCACACACUUCAAAGAUGCCGACUUUGAUCACAGUUGGGAUGCCCGCCCGGUUCAUCUCGGCGACGGCGCGUCUUAUUCUGUUGAUAAAGUCACUCUGCGCAUCAAAAGAGAUGACGGAAAUCCUAUCAUUGUUGCGGUUAAAAAGAUCAACUUGUUUGGCAAUUCUGAGUCCCGAAGUGAUUGGAGUGCCGCUACGAGACAUCGCUCUGUCGCGACGGUGUUGAAGGAGCUCCGCAUUCUCGCGAUUCCAUCCAUCGAGGAGCAUUUGAAUAUUGUGUCUUUGUUGGGAUUUAGAUCUGAGUAUUCGUCGACAUCCCCUCAGAACAGCACCAAUGUCUCCUUGGUCAUGGAAUAUGCCUCACACGGAACUCUUCGGGACUUUUGCAAAAGCCACUCAGAUGAUGGGACCUUCGAUCUAGUAGCUAAGGCUCGAUUCAUGCAUGACAUUGCCAGCGGGCUAGCUAAGUUGCACAGUUGCGGCAUUGCCCAUGGAGAUAUCAAGUUAGAGAACACCCUUGUGUUUGACGGGAACAAAGGACAGCUGAUAGCAAAGCUUUCUGACUUUGGGCAUUCGAUUCUCGAUCUCUACGAUUCUGAAGAACCGCAGGGAGUUUAUCUUGGAACACCGCUUAUGAAUGCUCCUGAGGUGAGAACUAGACGUUAUGCUCUCCAUCAUGCACAGGACUUCUUUAAAUGCGACAUCUUCUCGUUCGGCUUGUUGAUAUGGGAGCUUUUGCUAGAUGGAAAACAUUACUUCACUACACUGCAAGGCGCUGAGGAUGCAGAUGAAAGCACUGAUAUGAUGGCACAUCUAUGCAACCUCCCAAAAGACGAACUUCUUCUCCAGAGUCUGAAAUACUUGCAAGGGUUGUCCGAGAAGAAUCAGGCUCCCCUGUUUCAACUUAUCAUCCGCACUUUGCAGGCUUCGCUGAGGGAUGAUCCCGAGCGAAGGCGUGGUAUCGAGGUCAUUCUGGCCGGGUUUAGACAGCACAAGGACUUGACUAGGGAUGAUUGGAUGAGGCAAGGCAUGAGCUCGUUCACACUCGGUUCACUACCAGAUCAGGCCCCUGGCUCGAGUUCAGGAAAGGCUUUGACGACCAGAUCGGCUAUUCCCCGAAUGCCACGUAUCAUCCAAGUCGACUUUGUGGACCAACUCCUCCGCAUCUCAAGGGAUGCUUCAUCGCUAACCGAAAAGCGGACUGCUCUCUUCGAACUAGCUAUGUGCUACAUUCACGGGGUUGGUAUGGAGAGACCGGACUUGAGCAAAGCACUUGACCUGCUUACGGAGUCUGCGCAGCUUGAGAGUGCAAAAGCUCUUGGGCUUAUCUUUCGACUUUCCGAUGUCCUCGGAGUCGAUCUCCCACCUCACUUGUGGCAAAUACCCCAUCAGCUCGUUGGGGUCGAAAAGGAUCUAUCAGGCAUCAAAGGCGAUGACAACUUUGUCAGGCGUCUUCGUUUACACGAGAGAUGCAAACAGCGAGAUACCUUGAAUCGUUCUUUCGACAUCCUACACGAGGGCAACCCCAUAAUCGAAGGCAUAUGCUUGGAUCGUGUAGAAGAGAGUCUGAAACGUUUGACUUUGAGAGACAUCAGAUUCGAAGAUUUAGAGUGUAUCUCUCAGGUAGAGGACUAUGAAAGUGUACCAACGCGAGAGAAUCUCCUCAGUGUUGCUGUGCGCCAGGGUUUCAAGCCUCUAGUCGACUUUCUUUUACCUUCAGAGGCCUCUGGAUCAAUCAAAUCCAGGAUGAUUUGGACGGACAGUCUGCUUACGAUUGCCUGUCAGGGAGGUCAUCUCAAUAUUCUCGAGCUCCUCCUCUCAAGGGAUGUGCCAACGCGCCUCACCGAGAGCCAUCCCGAAACACCCUUCCACUGGCUGAGUAUGUUUGAGCCUGAAGAGGUCGAGUCUGCCAUGUAUUUGCUUUUGAGCAACAACAAUCUCAAAGACGAUCUCAAAGUCAGCGUGCUUAGCCCUGGAAUUGAAGUAGGAAACUGCUCGUUUCUGGGCACCGCGCUCGAAUUCGCUAUUGCCGCGAACAAUGGUCCACUAGUUGACCUGUUCAUCAAGCGCACAUCGAAAAGUUCCUCCAACUACCAGCUCCACACAAUUGGAUGGACUCAGAACACCUUUUCUUUGGCCUGCUCACUGCAUCUUCAUGGCUUGAUUCCGAAAUUACUUGGCCUAGAAGAGAACUACCGUACGACACAAUGGACAACCUCAUCGGCUCAGUCAUCUAGUCUCUUCUGUCUCCUCUGCCCCCAUGACGCUCUACUACCACUAUUGGUCCAUGGCCAGAUGUCGCGAGUUGCACUCGACUCUACGAUUGACCUACUGAUUCAGAAUGGGGCUUCUUGUGCUGAAGAGGAUCAACGUGGGUCAUCCAUACUCAUGAAAGCCUUGAGCGCUGCACCGUGCAGAUUCACUACGGAUCUGCUGCUGGCUCUGAUCGACCGCGGGGCACGUUGUACACUUCUCGGAAAAGAAGCGUUGAUGAAUGCCGUCUUACGCAUCUGCAAAAGGGAAGACCGCGCCGGACCGGCCAUAGUGAAGCUUUUGCUAGAAAAAGGGGUGCUCUCGCCAACUAUUGACAAUUUGUCGGUCGCUUUGGAGCAAGGCAACACGGCUGUGGCAUCCGUUUUUCUUGAUUUCGAAAGUGAGGGGAAAAGAAUCGACGCCAAAGAUCCUUUCGUAGCUGGUGACGUAUCGUUUUCCUUACUUUUCCUCACAACACCAUCCAGAAAUGCAUCUACUGUCGAACUUCUCCUUGAUCAUGGAGCCGACAUCAAUUCCAAGUGGGGGGAACGAACGCCCCUGGAAGCGGCAAUCAGUUUGGAGAAGUGCGACGCUGAGACCAUUGAUCUCUUAAUCGCGCGAGGCGCGACUCUAGCAUACGGCAGCUUCUCCCUGCUACACCGUGCAGCUUCAUUGGCUUCCCGGGUCAAUGGUCACCAUGUUCUGUUUCAUCUCCUCAAAAACCCACAGAUCAGGAAAUUGAUAAACACCACGACAAACUUCGAUGAUGAAAACUGCGGUAUCACGCCUCUCAAUAUAGCUGUCUAUUCCGGAAAUCCUGGCGCUGUUCACGCCCUCCUCCAAGCCGGAGCUCUUGUCGAGACAGGAGACGCGCUAGAUCGGAUUUUACGACUCGCGGUUAACGUUGGCCGACGUCCCCAAACCAGUCCUUUGUGGGAAAAGAAAACCAUCAAUGAAGAGAGUCUCUACAAGUGGCGCUUAGACAUGGAGAAUAUCAUCAUUACCCUUCUGGGUAAAGGAAAUCCAGGUCACGGGCGGUGUAGUCUUCACAUUGCCACUGAGUUGAACAACCGACCAAGAGUUAUAGAGCUAGUCGAGCAUCACGGCUAUCGAAUCUUUGUUAGAGAUAAAGAAAAGCUCCUGCCUACAGCAUACCUAGAAGACUUAGACAGUUUGAGUGGGGAUGGAGACGCACCAGAGUACCUGGAAAACUUGCGACUACUCAAGGAGUACAUUGAAACUAAGUUACUUGAAGAAAUAGCUCGGGAUUUAGAGAAACCAGAUUUCAUCAAGAAGAUGCUGGAGGAUCUCUCAGUCGAGGACGACGCAGACCUUAGCAAUGAGGAUGCGAGAGUCACUUUUGAGAAGGCUCUCUCAAAACUUGAGACCGAACGGAACGAAAUCCGUCUGUCAUUAGGUGAUGGAUUCGAGACACCUUUGGAAAGGGAAACGGAUUUAAGAAAUUCUCUUGAGACGCAAAGACAAAGACUGGGAGCCACACAUCUUACAACUUUGAAGACCGCGACUACUCUCUGCGACUUGCUCACAUUGCUUUACAAGUUUGAUGAAGCUGCACUGCUCAAUCAAGAAAUCCUCAAAGGGAGAGAGGCCCAACUGCCUUCGGAUAGCCCGGAGCUCUUCGAAUCUUUGCUAGAUAGGGUUUGUGUCUUUGCAGGUCAAGCGAAGACUCGGGAAGCCCACGAAGAUGCUCAGAGCAUUCACAAAAGGGCAGUCGACACGUUCGGGAUCACACAUCCCCUGACGCUCAAAGCAGAAGCCUUUCUGGCCUGUACAUAUUCCAUUCUUGGGCAGUUCGACCUUGCGAUAUCCAUGGCAGAAGGAAUCUUGAAGGCCUACGACAACCACGACUUGGACGAAGACGAAAAGUUCGAGGGCUAUAGACACUCCUUGCUCGAGCUGAGAUGUAACCUUGCGGUUGACUACUGCAGAGCCCAAAGAUUCAACGAGGCGGCAGGAAUAGCGAGAGCCUUGCCAUCCUCGCUUCUUUAUGUAAAAAAAGGAGAGUUCUUCCGCACAUUCGACGCAAUCAUCAACGUUGCUGACAAUUUCGAAUUUUAUCAGCGAUUUGAGGAUUCCGACUCUGUCUAUCGCUCCAUAAUCAAGAUGUGCAUCAAGACGCAUGGGAAAAAGAACGCGUACUGCACCCGACUUACUUUAGAGAAGCUUGCAAACAGCUACCAGUCUCGGUGCUUGUGGAAGCAAGAGUCAGAGACGCGCCAAACGCUGGUUGAAGUUCUUAAAUCGGCAUCGAGCGCGGCCGAUCACGAAGCAUCAACUCAGAUGAUCAACUUGGCCAUCUCAUUGAAGAACGAGCAUCGGUUGGUUGAAGAAAGCGUCGUUCUCGAACAGGUUCUUGAGGGGUAUGAACUCUGUCUCCAGCCUGACCUGAUGGACAUUUCCCGUGUCAAGGUCAUGCUGUGCGUGAAUCUUAGGAAACAGAAACAAGUCGACCGGGCGGAGCAAUACGGGCGUGAGGCUCUUGAGGAGUAUCGAGCUCGCCUCGGUCAAGAGCACGAUACAACUAUUAUUGCUCAAUACGCGCUUGCCUCAAUCAUGCUUAUCUCACAUCAAGACAAGGUUCAUGAUGCUGUUCAGCUUCUACAACAGAAUGCGGACAUCGUGGCUCGCAAGUUUGGCGAAGUCCACCCAGAGACUAGGGCUGCAACUUUGCACCUGGUCAAUGCCUAUAUUAUGGCCAAACGCUUUGAAGAGGCCGAGGAGGCAGCACACCAGUGUCUCAAGAUCAGCGGCACGGUCCCGGAGUCCAGCAAAGCUUUGGAGCAAGCAUAUCAUUAUCUCGGAUACGCCAAAGAGCUUCAAGAUGAACUGGACGAAGCGAGUACGUUUUAUAGAGCCUCUAUUGAAAUAGGGCUUGACAGUCGCGAUGGGGUGCACUCUGAUGAUUCAAUAUAUACCAUGAGGCUCUUGGCAGCAAUUCACGUUGGGAACAAAGACUUCCAAGAAGCUGAGACUCUUUUGCUGGAGGUCUUGGCAGCGUCGCCGCAGGUCUAUGGGACAACCCGCCCUGACAUGGCCUGUCGCGUCCAUCAUCUACUGGGACAGGUUUACGGAAGUACCGAUAAAGCCCAAGAGUCCGUCGAGAACCAUAGCUUAGCAGUAGAUCUGGCUCGUGAAGCGCUCGGCGAAGAUGCAGAGGAGACUAUGUGGUUUACGGAGAGCCUCAUCAGUGCAAAGUUGGCGACUCAGUCGUUUCGAGAGGCACUCCAGCUUGCUGAAGAGCUCCUGGCACAUGCCGAGGAAGAACUCGGCGAAUUCCACGAACUCUCACUCGCAGUCAAGCAAAGCCUUCUCGUCAUCUACCAAAAACUAGGAAUGUGGCCAGAGUCAGAGCGCCUCCAUCGGGAAUUCCUCCACUCUUUCGAAGAAACUGGGGUUGAGUCCCCCGACGAAUAUGCCUUUCUCUAUCGAUCCCUAUCAAAUGCAUGCACCAAGCAAGGCUUCCACAGAGACGCAGAAGUCUUCCUUUCGAAAUUCUGGGAUUGGUUUCAAAACAGCGAACCAGACCAAGAAGAAGAAACGGUCGAGGUUAUGGCCGAGUUGGCACGAGCUUACGCAAGAACGGGAAAUUUUGACGUCGCGAAUCAGUUCAUAUCCCGCAUGCAGGCCAUAAGCGAGUCUCUCUUUCCUGACGAUGACUAUGAUUAUGAAGAUAAUCGGGACAUUCUUUGCGCAUCUGCGCGUGCAGAUGUCAUGUUCCUGGCCUGUCAACGGGAGCAAGCUGCAGACUUGAAGCAGAAAUACGUGGACCUUCAACCCACCGACUUGGAUGCGGUACUCGCCUUAUUAGACAUGUACGAGACAACAGGCGAUUAUUCUAAAGCGGCAAAGGCUCUGCCUUUAGCCAUUGGCGCUGCUUGGAUCCUCAAGACGCAGUCAAGCCCGGAGGUUCACCAAGUGGCGAUCGCCAAGGUUGCUACUUAUGAUUCAAGGAUACAUACAGCAAUAGGCGAUUUUGAACUUGCCCAAGAACAGGCUGCAUUGGCAGUAAAUCGGGCAUCAAAGUGGGAUCUCGGCAACUUCACCUACGCUGAAACAUAUCGAAACGCUCUCCAAGCCAUGAUGACGUUGUAUGAGACACUCGGACGGGACAGAGAGAGGGAGGAGACAAGACUUAAGCUUAUGAAAGAACUUCGCCGACAGGAAGAAGCCAGGGACAACCACUUGGAUGGAUUGGCACGAGACCGGGCGAAGGUAAAAAGCUUUUUGACAGGAAUGCUUUCAGUAGAACAUCCUUAG